Messenger RNA from Aaosphaeria arxii CBS 175.79, 1696 nucleotides. Its product is annotated as SET domain-containing protein. The transcript is spliced from 3 exons. Gene Ontology annotation, molecular function: protein-lysine N-methyltransferase activity; protein binding. NCBI's taxonomy places the organism in Eukaryota, Fungi, Ascomycota, Dothideomycetes, Pleosporales. Gene Ontology annotation, biological process: peptidyl-lysine trimethylation; peptidyl-lysine monomethylation. Bases 212 to 1486 code for a protein of 424 amino acids. The record is from RefSeq and is a predicted model, not a curated record.
ACACUUCAAAGACUAAGAAGCACGUCGAUCAAUUCGGCGGCUUGGCUGUAUACCAGCACGUUGUACGCUGAGGAAUUUUUUUUGGUCAUCUCCUUCCCGCUCUGGUCCGUGGUUUAUCAAAACCAUUUACUCAGAGAAUAUUCCGAAGCUUCAGGCUUGAUGAAACCAACCACACCUCAAAUCCCUGACUCCACAUUCCUGACUUAAUAUAAUGGCAGCACUUAACCCGGGUGAUGAGCAUGAUCGUUUCGUUGCAUGGGCAUCCGAUCACGGCGUUGAAGUUGAUGGCAUUGCCCCAGCAAAGUUCGUCGGACGAGGUAUGGGUAUCGUGGCUGCCCGAGACAUAAAGGCAGGAGAGCGUAUCAUAUUCGUGGACAAGUCUUCCUUGAUCACCGUAACGGCGCCGACGGUACGAGCCUGCAAGCUGCCGCAGAAUGUCACUGUCCAUGGAAAGCUAGCAGCCUUUCUGGCAAUGCAAUAUCAUAACGCUGAUUCCGAUCACCGCUUAUGGCAAGGCGUUUGGCCAAAGGAAGAAGAGUUUCGCAGCAUCUUGCCCUACUACUGGCCAAAGAGCCUCCAAGAAUACAUACCACACGCUGGAAAAGUUCUUUUGAUAAAACAACAACAAAAGCUGGACAAAGACUGGCAGACCCUACGAGCCCAGCUCCAGCCAUCAGUAGAUCGAGACCUCUUCGCAUACACUUGGCUAAUUGUGAACACUCGUACCUUCUACUGGGAAUACCCAGACUUGCCCAACUCCCACCCUCGAUUACCUAAGAAACGAUUCCAGCUCACCGCAGACGAUUGCUAUGCCAUGUGCCCGUUCAUGGACUACUUCAAUCACUCAGACGUCGGCUGUGACCCACAACACGGCCCUUCGGGCUACUCGGUGAUUGCGGAUCGUGACUACGAGGCUGGCGAGGAGGUCUACUUUUCAUACGGUUCCCACACCAACGACUUUUUGCUGGUCGAAUACGGUUUCACCCUUCCGACCAACAAAUGCGACUCUCUUCCUCUGGAUCAUUUGAUUAUUCCCAAACUAUCUGCGUCGCAAGUGGAAGCGCUGAAGGAGGAUGGAUUCUAUGGAAACUAUACACUGACAAAGGAUGCACCGCACAUAUGCCACCGUGCCCAAGCGGUACUGAGGCUUAUGAAUCUGCCAACGAGGAGGUAUACCAUGUUUGUGUCUGGAAAUGAUGAUGGUGCCGCAGAUCAGCAUGCCAUAGAUUCAGCAUUGGUUGCUCUGUUGACGGAAUUUUCGAGAGAGAUAGUCGAGACGUUGGAAGCCGUGGACAGUGUGGCAGGCGGAGUCGUGGAAGAGCAGCAAAGCCGGACCACACGGAGUUCAAAGCGCAAGUCACAGGUGUCAGAGAAUAUGGCAACCUCAAAUGGCCAAGCUGUAAUGGAACAGAAGGCGACGCUAUUGGAGCGAUGGAAACAAAUCCGGGAGAUUGUGAAUGCUGCGCUACGGUCACUGGACGAAUAGUGAGCAUGAUUUCAUAGCACCGAUAGAAUGGAAGUGACAUCACAUGUCCCGGUCGUAGAUCUGCGAUACUGCUAUAUCCUAACUAUACUAUCAUACAACGAUUAGUACGAUUCGCGUAACGCCUGGCAGUUAUACGAAUAGACGAACGCAUGUCAACCAUCCAGGAAGCAGGCGAAAGAGUGCUCUUGGCGUGGUGCAGUUUGACUGCCU